UUGCGCGGUGACUCGGUUGCUAGGCUGCUCGGGCCUGGGGUGACCCAGGAGGCCUCGAAAUCCGCUCAGCGUCUGGAACCGGCGUGGGAAAAAGAUUCUGCUGUUGUUGCCUGUCGCAUUGCAUCGUUCCCUCUGCGCACACUACCACGAUGCUGUCUCUUCGGCUUGAAGCAUUGUGAGGCGUUUUGAUGCGAUCAGAGAGGUCCGGGUUGAAGAUUCACCGCGACACUGGGUAAGUUUCUUUCCCAUGUGGAUUCAUUAUGAAUACUUCACGAAGCGGUUCUUCAUUCCUCGGUGAUGGAUUUGAUCUCAGUUUGACUGGCUCUCAGUUAUCUAUGUCCAAGCGCCCCAGCAGUGCUUCACCAGCCAAACAGUUGGCGCGCUCCACCUCUGUCACCUCUGAAAAAAAGAUCAAAACCAACUCUUUGGGUGAUGCUGGGCUUGGAAACCUCUCCGGUGGUAAUUCCCGUGCCAUUAACAACUUGCGAAGAUCAAAUAGUACCACACAAGUCAAUCAGAAGGACAGUGCCGCUUCAAGUGAAGAAAGAGCAGAUGAUUUCCUGGCUUUGUUUGAUAACUCUGCAGAUGGAAGGAAAAAGCUGUCCAGUUUGAGCAAGACUUCCCCAGAGAAGAGAACCACAUGGAACGUUCUGGAUGAAGAACCCAGAGUAUUUCCAGAUCCCGUCAAUGGUCGCGAUGCCAGUACCAUAGAUGUGCCAGUAUUGGCUAGAAGGAGGGAGUCAGCUGUUUCAUUAGCGGCCAACUUUACAGCCAACAAUCGGAGCAACAAGGGAACUGUCGGGAAUUCUGUCACUACGAUGUUGCAUAACAACUACUCUACAGUUGACAAACCUUUGACUCCAAAAAGUUCCAAUCAGAAGGCAACAUCUCUCAACAACAUGAUUAAAGUGCCAACUCGUGAUGAGAACCGCUUGGACCAAAACUCCUUAAAGAAAUCACAAAAAAACCUCUCCAGUAAUAAUGUUGCAACAAGGAACAACACAAGUAUGUUGAACAAAAAGAAGGAGGUGACGGAAGAGGAAGCAGAAAGAAUCCAAUACUUAAACAUUAACGAUAAAAAGGAUUUUACCCAAGUGCUUCAGAACGAUAAUCCAGAUUUCAAUCAUCCUGAUUUUGGAUUCAUACAACAGGUGAAUCGUGCAGCCAUUGUCAUUCAGCGUUGGUAUCGACGACAUAUCCAGAGGCGCAGAGCAAGUCAAGCGGCACUAAAGCGACUACUUGCUGCAAAGAAACAGGCGAAAGAGCAAGAGAUGCUGGCUGAAAGUGUCCAUGAAUACCAAAGGAGAAAAGGUGAGGAGAGGAGGAAGAUCCGCGAAGAGAAAGCUCGACAGGCCAGGAAGGCAGCCAUACAGGAACUUCAACAGAAACGGGCUGAAAAGGCAGCAGAAAGCAAGAGAAUUAGUGAGGAAGAAGUCGCUGCACUUAAAGAGAGGAGCAAGGUGCCGAAGAGAAAAGUAACUAAGACCAUGCCUGUAAAUAAUACAAGUCCAGCCCACAGUCAAGUCAAGUCUGGAAAUCCAGCCGCUAGCCCAGAAGUGUAUUCUAACCCAAGAACUGAAACUACUGUGGGACCUUGUGUGAAAACAGAAGAAUCGCAGAACCAAUCGCAGGAUGUGAUACUGAGAGAGAUGCCAGCUGAGGAGCAGGAGGCAAUGGCAUUGAGUUUUGCCCAGUCUAAAACAACGCUGAACGAUGUGCUCGACACACUCAGACUGUUGGAGACAGAACCCGAACUACUUCCAGAACCAAAGGUGUACAAAAGGGAUAAAUAUGCCUGGAUAGACGAGGAUUGUAACUCGACAUCCCUGACGGCAGAUAACCUGGAGAAGCUCGGACAAAUAGAAGAGGAUUCAGGUCGGCCUGAGGAUGGUACUCUGUUGUCAGAAGCAAAGUUGAAAAGCAUUAUGAGUUUCCUGGAUGAGAUGGAGAACGCUGAGCAAGAACGGCCAACAUCCUGUACCUCAAUGGCACCCAGAGAGGGGUUAUUAUCUGAGGAGGAACAGGCCCACCUGGAGCAUGCUUCAGUCAUGGCAACUGAGGUGACGAGCUCAAUGAUCAGGUUAAAACUGGAAUGUGAAGAGAAAAAGCGUACUGUUGCCAUGUUACAGACUGCUUUGAUGCAACAGAGGGAAUUAACUGUGCGUCACAUGAAGGAAACCGAAAAGGAAAUGAGCCAAAGAUUACGGGUGCAGAAGGAGCAGUACGAGUCAACUAUCCAAAGGCAUCUAGCGUUCAUUGAUCAGCUGAUAGAUGACAAGAAAGGGUUAAAUGAAAAAUGCGAGUCAAUGAUAAAUGAACUAAAGCAGAUGGAUCAGAAAUACAUGAAGAAAAUCCAACAGAUGCAAGAGCAACAUGAUUUGGAAAUCAAGAAGUUAAAAGAACUAAUGAGUGCAACAGAAAAAAUCCGCAGAGAGAAAUGGAUAGAUGAGAAAACAAAGAAAAUUAAAGAAAUCACUGUCAAAGGCUUGGAGCCAGAGAUUCAGAAGCUAAUAGCUAAACACAAGCAGGAAAUCAAAAAGCUCAAAGCGUUGCACGAGGCUGAACUGGCGCAGUCUGACGAACGUGCGGCUCGGCGGUACAUUCGGCAGACGGAAGAACUGAGGGAGCAGCUGGAGAAAGAGAAAGAAGACCUUUGCCAGAGGGAGAGAGAUCUUGCCAGACAGAGAUAUGAGAAGCAGCUGGAACAGGAGGAGCAAGCUAUCCAGCAACAGCGAAGGAGACUGUAUGCUGAGGUGUCUGAAGAGAAGGAACGCUUGAACCAGCAGGCAGCUCGGCAACGAGCUGAAUUGGACGAGCUACGAAGUCAGCUGGAACAGAACUGUUCCCUUAUAACCAAAGCCCUCAAAGAGGAAUUUGAAAAGACAAAAGAAGAACAAGAAAGACGUCACCAGGUGGAAGUUCAGUCGUUGAAAGAAAGACUAGAAAUUGAGAAACAGGCCUGGGAAGAAAAUUAUAUGAAGAAACAGGAGGCUUGGCUACUUGCCCGUGAACGAGAAUUGAAGGAAGAGGUACGUAAAGGACGGGACAAGGAGAUUGAACUGGUUAUUCAGCGCCUGGAGGAAGAAGUUAGAAUCUCGAAGCAAGAAUGUGAGAGGGUCACUGAAAAUACGAUUAAGCAUGUUCGUCAGAAGUAUGAAUCGGAACUGAGGGAACUGGAGCAUUCAGAACGCAGCCUGCAGGAAAGGUGUAAUGAACUGAAGACCCAUUUGAUGGAAGCAGAGGGAGAAACCAUCCGGUUCAAGGGACUGUACAAAUAUAAAGAACAGGAGAUAGAAGAUAUAAGAAAGAUCAAAGACAGGCUGACGGAAGAGCGGAAGAGCCUAGCGGAGGUGAUACGUCAGGAGUUUGCGGACCGGCUGGUGAGCACUGAAGAGGAAAAUAAGCGGCUAAAGACCGAGAUGUCCGAGAUGCGGGCACGACAUCGCCUGGAAGUCGAGCGAAUCACCCGGGAGAAGGAGGAGGAGCUGGAGGAGGUCCAUAAACGUGUAAAAUCAGCCAUUGUGAAGAAAGAGGAAACGGUGAAUAAUCUUCGCAAACAGUACGAGGCAGCGCUUAAAAGAGCAGACCAUCUUGAAGCUCUGCUGGAACAACAGAGGAAGCAGCUCCUUGGAAAAUGAAUGUGCAGGCCCUUGUAUAAUGGAGCACUUUGUAAUGGAAGACGGCAAAACCAUGGCCCAAGGAGCAUUCAGUCUGCGGGUUAUACACCUGACCUGCACAAGUGGGAGAACGCCAACAGAAUGACAACAAUGUUUGUUUCCAAUCCAUAAUCAUACUGUAGUUCAGUUGUCCAAAUCAGACAUUAUAUGUUUACCUAAACAGCCUUUUUAAUGAAAACAAAGUUUUUUUAUUUUUCUACAUUAUCUACUGUAAUAUUUCCUCAAUUUGCAGCCUUCGUUUUGUAUGUUAGCUGUUAAGUGGAGCAUGAUGGCAUUUAUAUAUAAUACUCAUUCAACAAGCUUUCAGUAUUGUACAGACCUACUUGUGAUUAAAUGGUACACUAUGA
Messenger RNA from Amblyraja radiata (thorny skate), 4024 nucleotides. It is a transcript of the gene cep131, whose product is annotated as centrosomal protein 131. The record is from RefSeq and is a predicted model, not a curated record. The transcript has 27 exons. NCBI's taxonomy places the organism in Eukaryota, Metazoa, Chordata, Chondrichthyes, Rajiformes, Rajidae. Gene Ontology annotation, cellular component: centriolar satellite. Bases 261 to 3638 code for a protein of 1125 amino acids. Gene Ontology annotation, biological process: cilium assembly; intraciliary transport involved in cilium assembly; regulation of centrosome duplication.